This is a messenger RNA of Propithecus coquereli (Coquerel's sifaka), 2734 nucleotides long. RefSeq names its product pyrin and HIN domain-containing protein 1-like. Lineage: Eukaryota; Metazoa; Chordata; Mammalia; Primates; Indriidae. Gene Ontology annotation, biological process: cellular response to interferon-beta; activation of innate immune response; positive regulation of interleukin-1 beta production. The annotation marks the transcript as partial. Gene Ontology annotation, molecular function: double-stranded DNA binding. The record is from RefSeq and is a predicted model, not a curated record. Gene Ontology annotation, cellular component: nucleolus. The transcript is spliced from 12 exons.
AUGUCUUUAGAGAUGAGAAAUCAACGCGGGAAGAUUAUUCUACUUAAAGUAUUAGAUGAAAUCAACGUUGAACAGUUUAAAAGGAUUAAGUUCUUACUGUCCGAUACUUUAAAGCUGAAUGAAAAAAUGCAAGAAGAGUAUGACGAAGUUAAGAUUGCUAACUUGAUGGUAAAAAAGUUCCCACGUGAUGCCGGUGUGGACAAACUUAUACACCUCUGCAAAGAUAUACCAGCAUUCCAAGGACUUGUUAAAACUCUUAAAGAGGAAAAGUCAAAAGUUGCAAAAAAAGUUAAAUCCACACCAGAAAAAGGAACAACCCCCUCAAAAAAGAGCAAGCAGAAAGAAGACAGUCCUUCUACACCUGCCCCUUCCACAAGCAAAGUUUUCACACAUGAAGGAGCAAAGGUGACUCCUGGACCUCAGAAAAGAAAAAACACAGCCAAAGAAAAGGAUGGGACCAAAAGGAGUAAGGUGUCGGAGAAGCAGACUCAGCCUCCCUGUCCUGCAGGAGCCGACACGUCCACAGCCAUGUGCCAACCCCCACCACCCCAGACCUCAUCGGCUCCAUUCAACGCUUCCCUAGCUGAGAACCCAAAACCACCGGCCAAGUCUCAGGUCACCCCUAGAAAACCUAAUCUCCAAAAGGGCCCGAUGGUGGUGAUGGUACUGAAUGCAGCAGAUCCGUUUGCAUAUGAGUCCUCAGAAAAGGAGACCAAAAAAAUGUUUCAUGCUACAGUGGCUACGGAGAAACAGUUCUUUCAUAUGAAGGUUUUAAACAUCAACUUGAAGAAAAUAUUCACCAGAAAGAGAAUCAUUACCAUAUCAGAUUAUUUUGAAUAUGACCAUCUCCUGGAGGUGAAUGAAGCCUCCUCUGUAUCUGAAGCUGGUCCUGACCAAAAGAUUGAGGUUCCAAACAACAUCAUAAACACAGCAAAGAAAACCCUGCCGAUUCAUAUUCUUCAAAGACAAGCUUCUGGAACUAUUGUAUAUGGAUUAUAUACACUAUGUAAGAAAACAGUAAAUAAGAACAACACAAUCUAUGAAAUUCAGUAUAAUGAAGAAAAAAUGGAAGUAGUGGGGAAAGGAAAAUGUCACGAUAUUCCCUGUGAAGAAGGAGAUAAACUUCAACUAUUCUGCUUUCGACUGAGAAAAAAUAACGGGAUAUCAAAGCUGAUUUCUGAAAUACAUAGUUUUAUUCAGGUAAAGACAAAAGCAAACCAGAAAAAAUCUGAUUUGAAGACCACGAAACCUUCCAAGGAACAGAGCGAGGCUCCAAAACAUUCAGAGGCCGGUGCACCCCUGACUCAGAGCCAUCCCCAGACUCCUCAGAUGCCUCCAGCAGCCCCAUUCAGCACUUUCUUACUUGAGAAGGGAGAAGAUGUCCCAGGAGCAGAAACAUCAUCAUCAAGCGUCAGAGGCAGCACACCAACUGUACACUGUGCUUAUGGUUACAUGCUAUAUCCAGCAUUACCGUACACCAGUUUCUUAAACGAGGUACCACCUUCCUGUUGCGACUGUUUUUGCUCACCAAUGUCUUUAGACAUGACAGAUGAAUGCUAUAAAAUUGUUCUACUUAAAGUAUUAGAGGACACCAGUGAUUAUCAGUUUAAAAUGGUGAAGUUCUUACUGGCCAGUACGUUAAACCUGAGUAACAAAAUGCAAGAAAAAUAUGACAAAGUUCAGAUUGCUAACUUGAUGGUUGACAAGUUCCCACGUGACGCCGGUGUGGACAAACUUAUGCAACUCUGCAAAGAUAUACCAGCACUGCAACCCAUUGCAAAAACUCUUAAUAAUGAAAAGUCAAAAGUUGUGAAUAAAAUCAAAUCUACACCGGCAAAAGGAACAACCCUCUCAAAAAAGAGCAAGCAGAAAGAAGAGGGCCCUGCUACACCUGCCCCGUCCACAAGGAAGGGUCUCACAUCUGAAGGAGCAGAGGUGACUCCUGGACCUCAGAAAAGAAAAAGCACAACCAAAGGAAAAAGUGGGAGUGAAAGGAGUAAGGUUUCGGAGGAGCAGACUCAGCCGCCCUCUCCUGCAGGAGCCGGCGCGUCCACAGCCGUGGGCCAUCCCCCACCUCCCCAGACCUCAUCAGCUGCAUCCAGCAAUUCCUCAACUGAGAACCCCAAACCACCGGCCAGCUCUCGGGUAACCACCAGAGCAAAUAAUCUCCGAAAUGACCCGAUGGUAGUGAUGGUACUGAAGGCAGGAAAGCGAUUUGAAUAUGAGUCACCAGAAAAAGAGACCAAAAAAAUGUUUCAUGCUACAGUGGCUACUGAGAAAAAGUUCUUCCAUGUGAAGGUUUUAAACGACAACUUGAGGAAAACAUUCAUCAGAAAUAGAAUCAUUACUAUAUCUAAUUAUUUGGAAUAUAAACAUCUCCUAGAAGUAAAUGAAGCCUCUACGGUAUCUGAAGCUGGUCGUGAUGUAAAGAUUGAGGUUCCAGACAACAUCAAAAAAAGUGCAAAGGAAACCCUGAAGAUUGAUAUUAUUAAAGUGCAAGCUUCUGGAACUAUUGUAUAUGGGUCAUUUAUGCUACAUAAGGUCUCUCAAACCCUACUUGUAGCACAUGACCAUCCUUUGUACAUAGGGGUAGAGGACAAAAAAGUAUACCAAGGAUUUCAGAUUCCUCUGGAUAAAGGUGCUUUGGGAAUCAUAGCUGUCCUAGAGAUGAAAGCAGUAGAAAUUAAGAGGAUAACCCAUCGUUCUAGAGCUGACAGAGAAAUGCCUAGAACAU